CAGAGGGCGCUGGCAGCGGGCGGCCCCCCGCAGCCUUAUCAGCGCGCCGCAGCCCGGCCCCGACCCGGGCGGCCGCCGCGGGGGUCCCGGCCCCCGGCCCAUGGGCGGUGGAGGCGGCGGCGGCGGCCGUGAGGCGCCUCCUCCCGCCGCAGCGGCACCGGCACCGCACCGAGCGCGGCCGGGCCGGCAGCGCCAUGUCGGGCUACGCGCCGCGCCUGCCCUGGCUGCUGCCGCUGCUGCGCCGGGCGGCGCCGCCCCCGUGGGCUCGGGCCGCCGCCUUCAGCGCCCCGCCGCGCUCCGCCAGCGCCUGCGGGGCUCCCCCCGGGCCGCCGCCACCGCCGCCUCCAUGCCCGCCGGGCCGCCGCCGCCUCCUCCUCCUCGCCCCGCCGCGGGCGGCCGGCGGCGCCCCGCGGCCCCUCAGUACGGAGCCGCGGCGGGGGGCGGCUGCCGGUGCCCCCCCGAGGCUGCCCGCCAGCAGGCUGCUGGCCCUGGCGCGGCCCGAGCGCUGGAGGCUGACAGCUGCUGUUGGCUUUCUGACAGUUUCCAGUGUCAUUACCAUGUCAGCCCCUUUCUUUCUGGGGAAAGUUAUUGACGUUAUUUACACAAAUCCCAGCGAAGACUUCACGGAGAGCCUCUCCAGCCUGUGUGCCUUGCUGAGCGGAAUCUUUUUAUGCGGUGCUGCUGCUAACGCUACUCGUGUCUACCUCAUGCAGACUGCAGGACAAAGAAUUGUGAAACGUUUGCGAACAACCUUGUUCUCCUCUAUUCUGAAGCAAGAAACUGCUUUCUUUGACAAGACCAGAACGGGAGAGCUGAUAAACCGCUUAUCUUCAGAUACAGCGCUCCUGGGCCGUUCGCUGACCGAAAACCUUUCCGAUGGGCUCAGAGCAGGAGCUCAGGCAUCUGUGGGGGUUGGAAUGAUGUUUUUUGUGUCUCCUAGCCUUGCUGCAUUUGUUCUGAGCAUUGUGCCACCCCUGGCUGUCGUGGCUGUGAUUUAUGGAAGAUACUUGAGAAAACUUACUAAAAUGACCCAAGAUUCUCUUGCAGAAGCAACACAGUUAGCUGAAGAGCGUAUUGGAAACAUACGAACAGUUCGAGCCUUUGGGCAAGAAAUGGCUGAAAUGGCGAAAUACACCAAUAAAGUUGAUUAUGUGCUGCAGUUGGCUAAAAAAGAGGCACUAGCUCGGGCAGGCUUCUUUGGAGCAACUGGUCUUUCUGGAAACUUAAUUGUCCUCUCAGUCUUGUACAAAGGAGGAUUACUGAUGGGCAAUGCCUACAUGACAGUUGGUGAACUCUCUUCUUUCCUUAUGUAUGCCUUCUGGGUUGGAAUAAGUAUUGGAGGUCUAAGUUCCUUUUAUUCUGAACUAAUGAAAGGAUUAGGUGCUGGUGGACGUCUAUGGGAACUUAUUGAGAGGAAGCCCCAACUUCCAUUUAAUGAGGGAAUCACACUAGGCAAAGCCACAUUCAGAGGCGCUUUGGAGUUCAAGAAUGUAGAGUUUGCAUAUCCGACACGUCCAGAAGCAUCCAUUUUCAAAGAUUUCAGCCUUUCCAUUCCGGCUGGCUCUGUCAUGGCUCUGGUUGGCCCAAGUGGUACAGGGAAAUCGACUAUUGUAUCCCUUCUCCUGAGGCUGUACGAUCCUAUCUCAGGUACUAUCACUGUUGAUGGCUUUGAUAUUCGUCAGUUAAAUCCACUGUGGUUCAGGACAAAGAUUGGAACAGUAAGUCAGGAACCAAUUCUGUUCUCCUGUUCUAUUGCUGAGAAUAUUGCAUAUGGUGCAGAGGAUCCAUCUACAGUGACUGCAGAGGAGAUUCAGAAAGUUGCUGAAAUAGCUAAUGCUGCUAGUUUCAUCAGAGAUUUUCCAAAAGGGUUUGACACUGUAGUUGGAGAAAAAGGCAUUCUACUUUCAGGUGGACAGAAGCAGCGAAUUGCUAUUGCUCGAGCUCUGCUCAAGAAUCCUAAAAUUCUUCUGUUAGAUGAAGCAACAAGUGCUUUGGAUGCUGAAAAUGAAUAUCUAGUGCAAGAAGCUCUGGACCGGCUGAUGGAAGGGAGGACAGUCUUAAUUAUUGCUCACCGGCUGUCUACGAUUCAGAAUGCUGAUUCUGUUGCAGUCCUCGGCCAGGGCAAAAUCCUUGAGUGCGGAAAACAUGAGGAACUGCUUGCAAAUCCAAAUGGACUUUUCAGGAAACUAAUGCAGAAACAAGCAUUUCUUCAGAAUAGUGAUGCUUUUGCAUUAGAUGUACAAUCCAGAGAAAAUAAUCUAUUAAAAGAAAAUGUACGAGAGAAUGUAUGAGUAAUGGAAGCUUACAAACUACAAAGAAUAUAACUUAUGUUUCAGUUAUGUAAAGUAAAUGUUAUAUUUUUCCAAAAUGUACAAAAUAUCCUUUUGAAACUGAAAUAUGUUUAAACUUUUUAUUGAGAGCUUUUUAAUAAUUAUUGUAACUUUUUUAAAUGUCUUAUCACAUUCAGACAAUUUCAGUGUGUAGAUUUUUUGCUUUGUGUGUUACGUUAAUUGAGACCAUAUAGACUCGUUUGUUGUAAUGCACUGUAUGAUUAUGUGCUGCAUUCUCAAGUAAAAUCAGUAUUUUAAGGGGAAUUAAGUGUCAAACAUCAUUUUCAUGUCAUUGUCUCUUCCCUUUUCAAGGAAUUUUUGUUUCAUUUUUUGUUGCUAAUCUUAAAAUGCUGGAAUUCAAAAGUGCAUGUCUCACUGCUCUAUCUCAGAGCAAAUGCUAAGUUGAUUAUGGUCACCAUCUACAGUUAAUAUAGAGAAUUACAAAUGAGAACUCAUUUUUGGAGAGUAUGGAAACCUGAGUUGGAGGAAAGUUAUUAAAAAAAACAACUAGCUGACUUUGUAUAUGAGGACAGAGGCAUUGCAUUUCUUACUGUUUUUAGUUCAUGAUAGGGAAAUCUAAAAUUUGCAUACAUCUUCCUUUCUCUAUUUUCCCAGUUCUUUAGUUUCAUUUCCCUUUCUGAGAUGACGUCCAAAACCAGUUGUUAUAUAUGUAAGUUUUUGUCCUCUUUAAGGCAUGUACAAUUUAGGUUUUAUUGUCACUCUCUCAAUGACAACUGGUAAAAUAGUAGCAUUAUAAAGUAGGCUUCACGUUUCUAAUUUAAGAACUCUAAUGUGCCAUUAUAAUGGCACUUUGUGAAAACACUAAUGAGAUCCUUGCAGUAUAAAAUGAAAAUAAAAUUAAUUCCAGACAAAAUUAUGCCUUCUGAUACAGUCUUACUAGAAGCAGAUAUUGUAUAGAUAUGAUAAAGAUAUGCCAAAAAUACCACUGACCAAACGUUUAAUUUCAGUGUUGACUAACAAUGAUUGCCUUGAUACUGUAUUUAGAGGAGCUUGAACUUUAAUCUCUCUCCUUAUGCAAGUGCAAUGAGCCUUUUUGUUUGUGAGUUUAAACUGUGAGAUUAUGGGGAAUUAAUUGCAGCUGAACUGAAUGAAUGUUUUAUGUCUCUUGAUCAUUAGUUGUUCGGGCAGGUGUUGCAAUCUACCAUAAAGUGAGAAAAGCUACAGAAAAGGUCUUGUUCAAAGAAAGGUGAAUACUUGUUAUAAGAGGUGCAGCGGAUAGCAGACCUUAUAAUAUUCCUUGGACCAAACCAAGAUCUUAUCAAGGUGAGAAAACUUUGCUAGACAAGUACAGAUUAUUAUUUUUCCCACCUACAAUGCAUGUGGCACUGCCUCUGUGUGCACGUGGUGUGCUGUAUACCUCCCUAGCAGUGCCAGGCAGUGAUGGAUGUGGUUGCACUUUGAACUGUAGGAGCUCUGUUAGCUUAAUAAGAAAAUUUGAUCCUUUUGUUGGAGGAAAGGGAGACAACGUGUAAAAAGGAGAGAGAAAUGAAUUAAAGCAUUGUAUUCUGCUUUUGUUAUAAGAGUUUAAUGUUUUCCUGUCUAAGGUGGAAACCAGCGGUGCAUCUCUAACAACCCUGUUGGGUGUUCUUUGUGAAGGACCAUCACCCCACGCUGCUGCCCUGUGCAGCGUGUUCCAUAGGGCAAAAAUGGACCACAUGUCAUAGAAAAGACUUAAUGUGAGAGUAUCUGACUGCAUCAGAAAGCACUAUAAAACAAUCUCUAUUACACUUUGUGACUGCAUUUUUUUGUGAUUGCCUCCUUCGUGUUUUAGUAAUGCUGUGUUUCAUAAAGGUAAUGUGUAAAACA
Anas platyrhynchos (mallard) is the source of this 4157-nucleotide messenger RNA. RefSeq names its product ATP binding cassette subfamily B member 10 (gene ABCB10). Gene Ontology annotation, biological process: oligopeptide export from mitochondrion. Gene Ontology annotation, molecular function: ATP binding; ABC-type oligopeptide transporter activity; ATP hydrolysis activity. Gene Ontology annotation, cellular component: mitochondrial inner membrane. The record is from RefSeq and is a predicted model, not a curated record. Lineage: Eukaryota; Metazoa; Chordata; Aves; Anseriformes; Anatidae.